This is a messenger RNA of Solanum stenotomum, 435 nucleotides long. RefSeq lists its product as uncharacterized. The record is from RefSeq and is a predicted model, not a curated record. The transcript is spliced from 2 exons. Lineage: Eukaryota; Viridiplantae; Streptophyta; Magnoliopsida; Solanales; Solanaceae. The coding region runs from base 1 to 435 and encodes 144 amino acids.
AUGUUUUCAUUUUUUAUUUAUGGAGGCGCUAAUGAGCAAAAUGUUGAUCAAGGUGGAGGCUCUAAUGAGCAAAAUGUUGAUCAAGGUGGAGGCGCUAAUGAGCAAAAUGUUGAUCAAGGUGGAGGCGCUAAUGAGCAAAAUGUUGAUCAAGGUGGAGGCACUAAUGAGCAAAAUGUUGUUCAAGAUGGAGGCGCUAAUGAGCAAAAUGUUGAUCAAGGUGGAGGCACUAAUGAGCAAAAUGUUGUUCAAGAUGGAGGCGCUAAUGAGCAAAAUGUUGAUCAAGAUGGAGGCCCUAGUGAGCAAAAUGUUGUUCAAGAUGGAGGCGUUAAUGAGCAAAAUGUUGAUCAAGAUGGAGGCGCUAAUGAGCAAAAUGUUGUUCAAGAUGGAGGCGCUAAUGAGCAAACUGUUGGUCAAGUUGUAGGAGCUAAUGAGUAA